GGUUUCAAAUCUCAUCAGAAAGGUAUCACCUUCUGCGCGUAGACAAAUUUUUCGAUUUCUUCAGAUGAAAAUGAGAUUAAUUUUGAUCUUGUCUUUAACCUCUAUGCUCUGUAGCUUCUUUGUUACAGCAGCCAGCAAUUAUGAUCUUGAAGUCAAAAUAUUUGCUGCUAAGGCCAGUGAGCGUUAUUAUAAACUUUAUAAUAAAAUUGCCGAAGAAACUUAUUCUUCCUUGAAUGAAGAUGAUUUCGAGAUGAUAUUCACAAAACUUACUACUGUUAAAGUGAUUGCUAAUGAGUUGGUGGAGAUAUCUUUAGAAGCUUCUGAAUUUGAUCUUAAUAAGGUACAAGAUCCAGAAAUGAAGAGAGCUUUACAAAAUCUGCGUAAAGUAGGAGAACUUUUUGUUUUGGGAGAAGAUUACUUCUCAUCAGUUCUUAUAAAUUUGGCGUCUUUGAAAGAGCUAUCCACGGAUAAGGACGUUGAACCCUAUAUGGGUGGCAUAAAUAUGCCCGAUCAUGAUGACAGCCCUAUAGCUUAUUAUCCGGACAUUCAAAGAAUUUUUGAGAGUAGUAACGAUCCCGACGAGUUGAAAUAUUAUUGGGAAACUUGGAGAGAGAAAAAUUUGGUGUGGUCCUCCGUAAAUUUUUAUACCAUUGUCGAAGCAUUUCGGAAAGCUGCUGCAAUUUUGGAGGUUCCAGUUUUACAGUUUUGGUAUCGCUGCUACAAUCACAAGGACUUCUUUUCUGAAAUGGAAAAAGUUAUGGAAGAAAUUAGGCCGGCUUAUCGACAAAUUCAUGCGUUUGUUCGGCAUGAAUUGCACAAAAAAUAUGGUAAUGAUGUAUUGGAUCCCAAAGGUCCUAUACCGGAUCACUUGUUUGAGCAAGUUUUAACUCAAGCUUGGAAAGAAGGCAGUGUUAUCGAGACAUAUUUUCCUUUUAAAGAAUUGCCACCCUAUGAUGAUUUUGUUAAAGAUUUUGAUGCCCGGAAAGCGAUCGAUGAAGUUCAAAGAUUUUAUAAAUCUCUAGGUUUUCCUGACUUUGACGAUCAGUUUCUUAAUGAACAGCUGAAAGAACAUGAUGAUACGGCCAACAGUGGCGACUGUCGAGCCGAUAUUUUUGAUCUUACACCAAGAGUGUUUAUGAAAUAUUGUCGUAAAGUCGAUUUUCGUAAAUUUAUGCAAAAUCAUGGUUAUCUUAGCCGUGUGCAUUAUGCUCAGGAAAAAAAGAAUUUGCCCUCUUAUGUUUUCAGCUCUUAUGACUUAGAAUAUCCCGUAGGUGAAGCAGUGAUAUUAUCCGCUUGUACACCUAAACAUUUGGACGCAAUCGGUUUAGCAAAAGAUUUCGAAUUCACAAAUGCAACUCUGAUGAAUCGUUUAUUUCGUAUGGGUAUUCAUACUAUAUUCAACAUUCCGAUAUUCUUUGUGCACACCAAAGUUAUGAAUGAUCUGCUAAAUGGUACCGUCGAAAUGGACGGUAUUAAUAAGCACUAUUGGUACUUAAUGCAAGAGCAUGCAGGUGUAGAACCGCCUUCUGAUCGAUCUCAGGAAGCUAUCGAUUUUCCAUAUAGAUUCUACUUGGAUUUAGAACAAAACUAUCAAACUAAGAAAUUUGUUUCCGAAGUGCUGGGCUACCAAUUUUAUAGAGCCUUUUGCAAUAAGAGUAGUCAAGCCGAUCACUUGCAUAAUUGCGAUUUCUUCAGUAAUCUCGCAGUUGGCCACGAUCUAAAAGCGAUGAUGUCAUUGGGAUCAAAAGAAAGUUGGCGUGACACUAUUGCGAAAAUAUUACCCGAUAAUCCCGGUUUGCAUGGAGAUGCUCUAUUAGAAUAUUACGCUCCCAUUAUAGACUGGAUUAAUAAUUCCAAUGUAGAGAAUAAAUUAAAGAUUGGUUGGAACAAUACCAAGAAAAAAAUCAUCUAAAUGAGGCAAUUAAAAGAUGUCCUUCCAAUUUUGCAGGCUUGUUAUUGCGCUGUUGCACUGACUAUAAAUCGAUUACAAAAAGUAUUUACUUGAUUUAGAAAUCAUUGUUAGACGUCGUAAGAAGUUACAUACUGAACGCCUUAAUCAAUAAAAA
Molecule: messenger RNA, 2066 nt
Organism: Glossina fuscipes
Lineage: Eukaryota; Metazoa; Arthropoda; Insecta; Diptera; Glossinidae
Gene: Ance-4
Product: angiotensin-converting enzyme
Exons: 6
Coding region: 65-1912 (615 amino acids)
Biological process (GO): proteolysis
Cellular component (GO): plasma membrane
Molecular function (GO): peptidyl-dipeptidase activity; metallopeptidase activity
Source: RefSeq, a predicted model, not a curated record